GAGGGAAAAAGAGAAGGAAGGAAAAGAAGGAAGGAAGAGGGAAGCUGGGAGGCAGCUCCGCCGGCGCCAUGGAAGCCAUUUUCGGCAGGAACAUCGAGGAGCACCCGGAGCCCCUCCAGGCCCGAGUGGAAGCUAACAUCUCCCAACAAAGGAUUUCCCCCAGGCAGGAAGCAGCCAGACUUUGAAGCUGUGAGGUCAUUAAAUACUAAUCAAGCUGGCCAGCUGCAACGUUCACAUUUGCCUCAAGCAGACAAGAAUUCUUUCUCCCACCCAGGACAUUCCACAGAUAUAUAAACUCCACUUGCCUGGUUUCCAACAAACCUCACAACCUCUGAGGAUGCCUGCUGUAGAUGUGGGUGAAAUGUCAGGAGAGAAUGCUUCUGGAACAUGGUCAUAUAGCCUGGAAAACUCACAGCAACCCAGUGAUUCUGACCAUGAAAGCCUUCGACAGCACAAUAUUCUACUUCCUGCUCAUCUCCAAAAUGGCCAAAUUCUCAAAGGAGAAAUCCCAAGCUGGAUGGAGGGGAUUCUUCUCCGCAACGGUCCUGGGAUGCACACAAUUGGAGAAAGCAGAUACAACCACUGGUUUGAUGGCAUGGCUCUGUUGCACAGUUUUACAAUAAAAAAUGGGGAAGUUUUCUAUCGAAGCAAAUACCUCCGUAGCGACACCUAUAAUUGUAAUAUUGAGGCAAACAGAAUUGUGGUGUCCGAAUUUGGAACAAUGGCUUACCCGGAUCCAUGCAAAAACAUAUUUUCCAAGGCCUUCUGCUAUCUGUCCCACACGAUCCCUGAGUUCACAGACAACUGCCUCAUCAACAUCAUGAAAAAUGGGGAUGACUUCUACGCUACAAGCGAGGUCAACUUCAUUAGGAAGAUCAACCCACAGACUCUGGAAACACUGGAAAAGGUUGACUACACGAAGUAUGUAGCCAUCAACCUGGCAACAUCCCAUCCCCAUUAUGACAGUGCUGGAAAUGUUCUUAACAUGGGAACCUCCAUUGUGGACAAGGGAAAGACAAAAUAUGUGAUUUUCAAGAUACCUUCUACAGUGCCAGUCAGUGAAAAGAAGAAAAAGAAACGCCUGAAACACCUAGAAGUCAUGUGUACCAUCCCCUCCCGCUCUCUCUUGCAUCCCAGCUAUUAUCACAGCUUUGGCAUGUCGGAAAACUACAUCAUCUUUGUGGAACAGCCAUUCAAGCUGGAUAUACUCAAGAUGGCAACUGCCUAUAUCAGAGGGGUGAACUGGGCCUCUUGCCUCACCUUCCAUAAAGAUGACAAGACCUGGAUCCACCUCAUCGACAGGAGAACCAAAAAAGUCAUAUCCACCAAGUAUUACGCAGACGCCAUGGUCCUCUUCCACCAUGUGAAUGCCUAUGAGGAAGAUGACCACGUGAUUGUGGACAUCAUCUCCUAUACGGACAACAGCCUGUACCAUAUGUUCUAUUUGAAGAACUUGGACAGUCAGUUUGAGAGCAGCGUGAAACUGACUUCCAAUCCGUCCUGCAAGAGGUUUGUGCUUCCUCUGCAAUGUGACCAGGACUCAGAGAUAGGCUCGAAUUUGGUCCAGCUUCCAUCAACCACUGCAACUGCCCUGAAGGAAAAAGAUGGUAGCAUCUAUUGCCAGCCUGAGACAUUAUGUCAAGGAAUAGAACUGCCUCGUAUCAACUAUGAUUACAAUGGGAAAAAGUACAGGUAUAUCUUUGCUACCGAGGUUAAAUGGCUCCCAGUUCCCACACAGAUAGUUAAAUUUGACAUUUUGACAAAGCAGAGGCUUCAGUGGGAGGAAGAACACUGUUGGCCGGCUGAACCAGUCUUCGUUCCUAGUCCUAAUGCCAAAGAAGAAGAUGAAGGUAUCAUCCUUUCAACCAUCGUGACAUCAGAUUCUCAAAAACUGCCUUUCCUGCUGAUACUGGAUGCCAAAACGUUCAAAGAAAUUGCCCGAGCCACUGUUGAUGUGAAGCUCCACUUGGACUUACAUGGCUCCUUCAUCCCGCAGAAGGAUUUGAAAACAGAGCAUGAGGGAGAUUUGGACAGAGAACAAGAGUAAAACCCUGCUCUGACUUAUACAACAAUCACGUACAAGGCCUGCUUUAAACAAUUGAGAAAUCUGUUUAACCUCCAGUCUUCCGUUGCUGUGGCUUUCUAGUGACCAGAGCUGCUCAAGUAAUGGCAUUGUGCUGGCACAGUGUAUAUGUGGCAUUUAGCAUGUAUUGUUUCAUACUGUGAAAUAUUGAACUGAUCUAGUCCAAGGCCAUCCUGCACUGUUAAAGAGAAUGCUGCAGAGAUGCCUCUUCCCUGUCACCCUCAAAAUCUGUGGAAACGAGCAAUAUCUGGAGGACAAAGGCUUUAAUGCCAGUUGCAUAGUAGUAAAUUUGGAGGCACAGCUGUAAUUUUAACCAACUGGCUCUACAUUUGGCCUCUGGUGCAACCAAGUGCAAAUCUGUGCCAUCCCCUUCAGAUAUUCCGAAGGGAAUUACCUCUCCCUCCCUCCUUCCCCCCUUAACCUGUUUUGUCAGUAUAAUUUAUAAAACUUGAACUCAAAACUGGAUAUAAAAAUGAGAGGAGAGAAAAUAAUGCCAUUUCAACUUGCAAGUGAUUGUAUGACCAAAUGCCCUUUGCAUUUCGAAUCUGCGGCUGAUAGAAGACUCUUGUUCCUAGCCGCCGUCAAGCUCACUUUGCCUUGUGGCCACACUUUAUUUUUGUUCCCACCAUUGCACUACUACACCAUUUUUAUCCCAUUAGUGUUUGUCGUUGUAUGUUGAAGAGGUUCUAGAUGCGCAGUAUGAAGUAGGGAUGUCAUCACAGGGCCACAAACAUGACAUGGCACAGAACUGAAUAGGGUGCCCAGAUGAUCUGAAGAGAGCAAAGUGAUCUCAAAGAGGAAUACAUCUAGUUCAGAAGUUGAUGGCGCCAUGUCUUGCGCUGAUUUGUGGGGAAGCGAUUCCACUCUGGUCACUUUUGUUGUCUUCUGAACUAAAACAAGUAUUUCAGGUUUUCACAGUAAUGUCUAACACAUUCCUAAUCUUUACUUUACAGUUACAGACAGCCUUGUGAUAGGGAACCAGACACAGGCUUGCAGCAAGGGAAGCCUGGGUUGUGCUUAAGGGGACAGUGUAAAGUUACAUCACUUUGCACAAUCCACACACAGUUUUAUAACUUCAUCUGCUGGCUUCUGUAAAUUAUUCCGUAAUAGUUUCAAAGCAGCCUUGAACUAACCAAAAAAGGUGACAGUUUCACAGUGGUUUUGAAUUACAUUUUUACCGGAAGCCUCACUGCUGUCAUGCAUACAACUAUGGCCGGUAUAGGGUUCUUGUUCUCUUUGUGGUGCCAAGAUCUAUAGCUGCAGAAUAUUUGUGGCAGCAUUAGCAAGGUAUUUGAUUCUCUGCAAUGUUUCUGUGCCUGUGAGCUGCUUGAGCAAGCGUGUUUACAAUGUGAUGUGCAGCAUGAGUCACUCUUGGCUACUUUUAUGUAAUCUGUUCAUCAAGGCCUUGCAAAAGCCAAAACGGGGGGAAAACCUCAUUAAUCUCGGCUUUGUCAGAAUUGUCAUUGUUUUAGGAACAAUUGUCAUCUGAUUUGGGUGCUUUUAUUUCCUCCAUUCAGUGCUCAAAGUGAAAUGUCAAAUCAAGGUGCUAAAUAAUUUUUUUGACCAGAGAUAUUUAGAUGUAGCUUCUGUUGUUAAAAUGAAUCUCCGGAAGCUUUUGAAGGAAGACUGUUCAAUGGGAAGGAAUCAUUAUGCUUUGUUUCAAAUUCCAUGUGUUUUGUGUAUUUUAAAAUUAUAUUUUGAUUAUAUGCAAAGCAAGCCUUUUGACUCAUCCCACUGUGCUUGGUUUUGUUCUGUGAGAACAUCUAAUACAAGUUCAGUGUGUUUACUGCCUCAUAA
Molecule: messenger RNA, 3880 nt
Organism: Anolis carolinensis (green anole)
Lineage: Eukaryota; Metazoa; Chordata; Lepidosauria; Squamata; Anolidae
Gene: bco1
Product: beta-carotene oxygenase 1
Exons: 12
Coding region: 338-2047 (569 amino acids)
Biological process (GO): retinal metabolic process; carotene catabolic process
Molecular function (GO): carotenoid dioxygenase activity; beta-carotene 15,15'-dioxygenase activity
Source: RefSeq, a predicted model, not a curated record